AAAAAAUAAUUCUAACCUCAUAUUGUUGUCCAAACUGGAUCUCCAGCCAAUUUGCACUCAGCAACUACUCCAACAAUUGCAGAAGUCGAAAGAAUAGGCUUUUCUCGUUGAUUUUGACGUGACCUAUGGUAAAAUGGUGGCAUUCUGAUUUCUACGUGGUCGUAAAAGUCUCAACAAAUGAUAACGAGAGGAGAUAAUUAUUGUGUCGUCGUUAGUUCAACGGGCGGAUCGCCCACAAACACCAGGGACUCUGCCGUACGCCCUUUGGACAAUUAGGAUUUAUUGGGGACGAGGAUUGCUGGAUGUCUCAUGUGUGUUGGUUCAUUGACUAGUUGAUAACCAUUGAGCCAGGAUGUUGAUUCUUGAUUAAUUAGACAUCAGUGCAACUUAGGUAUUUGUUGAGAAAAUGUCCCACUGUGAAAUCGACGGAGCGUCGCCGGGAUUUCAUCAGCUCAGUGUCACCAUUGAAGCAGCAAUUUUGCGAAGCUCGAGCUUCCUGAAGCCAAAUCCCUACGUGGAAUUUUCGAUCGACGACAAGAGCCCACGAAAAACCGAAGUGUCAAAAGCCACGUACCAGCCAAAAUGGAACGAGCAGUUUACAAUUCUCGUGACACCUUAUUCCCACCUGCACUUUCGGCUGCUGGAUCACAGUACUUUCAGAAAGGACACGACAAUUGGGGAGAAGCGAAUAAGCCUCUUCCAGAUUCUCUCCCACUACAACGGAAAUUUGGAGCGCCUAGAGCUGACCCUGGACCUGAUAAACGAGAGUAAGCAUGAUUCCCAGGUGUCAAAGGUGGGUGAAUUGGUGACCCUCUUCGAUGGAUUAAAAAUUGACAUGUCAACGAUAUCUCCACCGCAGUGCGACCAGUCGCACGGUCAGUGCACGACCUCUCAAGUUUCAACGAACGAUCCGACAAACAGGAGCAUUCUGAACGGUGGGAUUCGUGCCCUGCUCAGGGCCCAGGCCCCAGAGAAUGCCCCGAGGGUCCAGAGAAGUUCCUCGAUGAUGUACGAUCCCACCUUCAACCCACCAGCCUCCCAGUCGAUCUCCAUAUCGACUCCCCCAGGCAUUUCCAAUGACUCCCCGGGGCUGAUUCUGACGAACGGCAGUACAGGUGCCCACGAGGGUGGGACAGAGACUCCUGGUGGUCCCCGACUCCCCGAGAAUCUCAUGAGGGAGUUGAACAUGACGAGAUCGACGUCAGAGAGCACCAGUGUCCCCAGACUUCACGAGGGAAGAGUCAAUGAUAAUGCUGUGGUACCUGGAUGGAAUGGAGCUGGCAGUGAGGCCCCUGGACGGGGCAGUGAUGUGAGGCAGGAGGGACGUGUGCCCCGGGUACCUGAAGAGAUGAUGAGGGAGCAGGAGAAUGGACAGGAGGAGCCUCUGCCACCUGGAUGGGACAUGAGGUACGAUAUUUAUGGAAGAAGAUACUACGUUGAUCAUAACACGCGAUCCACCUCGUGGGAGAGCCCUCAGCCGCUGCCUCCUGGCUGGGAGGUACGUCGAGAUCCCCGAGGGAGAAUUUACUACGUCGAUCACAACACCAGGAGCACAACCUGGCAGAGGCCCAACACCGAAAGGCUCCAGCAUUAUCAGCAGUGGCAGGGAGAACGUCAGUUCGUUGUCCAGCAGGGAAAUCAGAGGUUUCUCUAUCCCCAGGCACAUGGGGGACAGCCUGUUAUCCCCGGACCAUCGACAUCAGCUGCUGUUGAUGAUGAUGACGCCCUCGGGCCACUGCCUGCUGGAUGGGAGAGGCGAAAACAACCUGAGGGGAGGGUUUAUUACGUUAAUCAUAAAAACAGAACGACCCAGUGGGAGGACCCCAGGACUCAGGGACAGGAGACGGGGAUCGAUGAGCCACCGUUGCCUGAUGGCUGGGAGAUCAGACUCACUGAGGACGGUGUGAGAUACUUCGUCGAUCACAACACAAGAACAACGACAUUCCAAGAUCCUAGACCUGGAGCACCCAAGGGUCCCAAGGGGGUCUACAGAGUUCCUAGGGCGUACGAGAGGAGUUUCCGGUGGAAAUUGUCACAAUUCCGUUUCCUCUGUCAGACCAAUGCACUGCCCAAUCAUAUCAAGAUCAGUGUCAGCAGACAGACCCUUUUUGAGGAUUCGUACCAUCAGAUUAUGAAUGCCGAGGCUUUCGCUCUGAGGAGGAGACUGUACAUCAUCUUCAAAGGUGAGGAGGGACUCGAUUAUGGUGGAGUCUCCAGGGAAUGGUUCUUCCUAUUGAGCCACGAGGUACUGAAUCCCAUGUACUGUCUCUUCGAGUACGCAAAUAAGAGUAAUUAUUCAUUGCAAAUAAAUCCGGCGUCGUACGUUAAUCCUGAUCACCUACAGUAUUUCAAAUUCAUUGGGAGAUUCAUCGCAAUGGCCCUUUAUCAUGGAAGAUUUAUCUACAGUGGAUUUACCAUGCCCUUCUACAAGCGAAUGCUAAAUAAAAAAUUAGUUAUGAAAGACAUCGAGUCAAUAGAUCCGGAAUUUUAUAAAUCACUCGUUUGGAUUAAGGAGAAUAAUAUCGAUGAAUGUGGACUUGAAUUGUACUACAGCGUCGAUUUUGAGAUAUUGGGACAGGUCAUACAUCAUGAGCUCAAGGAGGGGGGUGACAAAAUCAGAGUCGUUGAGGAGAAUAAAGAGGAGUACAUCAGAUUGAUGACAGAGUGGAGGAUGACACGAGGCAUCGAGGACCAGACCAAAGCCUUCCUUGAGGGAUUCAACUCAGUGGUGCCCUUGGAAUGGCUGAAAUAUUUCGACGAACGUGAGCUGGAGCUCAUGCUUUGUGGCAUGCAGGAGAUAGACGUGGACGAUUGGCAGAGAAAUUCAAUCUACAGACACUACACAAGGAACAGUAAACAAGUUCUCUGGUUCUGGCAGUUCGUGAGAACAACUGACAAUGAGAAAAGAGCACGAUUGCUGCAAUUUGUUACUGGAACGUGUCGAGUGCCUGUUGGAGGAUUUGCUGAAUUGAUGGGGAGCAAUGGACCGCAGAGAUUCUGCAUCGAGAAAGUGGGCAAGGACACCUGGUUACCACGAUCUCACACGUGUUUCAACAGACUGGACCUUCCUCCGUACAAAAGUUAUGAUCAAAUGGUGGAAAAAUUGAAUUACGCCAUCGAGGAAACCGAAGGCUUCGGUCAGGAAUAGUAUCUCCACAUUCUCCACCCCUCACACUGAUCAUUUAUCCGUCAUUUUCCAAUAAUCCAACGCCUUUUUCUUUUACUUUUUCUUUACACCGAAUUUAUUUUUAUCAAAAAAAAACACAAGUGAUACCACUAUCGCGAGAAAUAGAAAUUUUAUGCAAUGUCUGUAGAAUUGUCGAGUAGAGAUUUGUAAGUGCUAUCUGUAGUGGAGUUCUCGAAAUCAAAAGAAUCUGAGAACUUUCAUGAGAAAGUUCAAUCGGUGGAUAAUUGCCAAAACUAAAUGAAUCUUUUCUUUUUCAUAUCGUUUUUUGUGAAUAUUUCCGAAUUUAAGAGAGAUACCGAUAAUGUGUGAAGGAUCUUCUUGUAGAGCCAAGUGAGGGAUGAAAAAAUUCGAUUGAUCAUCUUGAUGGGCCUCUCUGAUCCUGAGAUAUUCCCCAGAAACAGAUCUAAAGAGAAAAUAUCUCGUUUUAUCAAUUAAUCACUGCAAUCAUUGUUAUUAUGAUAGAAAUUUUUCUUGUAUACUUUUUACACGUUUCAAAUCAUCAAUAGGAUUAUUUCAUCUCGGGUUCGAGAACACGAGAGAGUGAGGAAAUGCGAAGAUUACGGAAAUCACGAAUUCAAUAGAAUUAUUGUAUAUAAUGAUCGUAACCGUAAAAAACACUGUGGUAUUUUUAGCAGCGUAGACUGGGAGAGAAUUCUUGCUACUUGAGGAACACCCAAAGACAUCAGUGAAAGAAAGACAUCAAUUAUUUCCUGAUGGAUUUUUAAUAAUUCGAUAAUUAACCGACGAAAUAUUCGAAUCGAUUUCGUUCAGGUACCAGUUUUCAAUGAAUAUCUCGGAAUUGAAGAAAGAUAUCGAAAUUUUCAUAGGAAACUUUUUGUACAGCUGGAUUAGAUCUAGAAAAACUUUCCUACAAAGAUUUGACUAUCACUCUUAGAUUCAGAGAUAUUUCGCAAAAACGAGAAUAGGAUUUUAGAAUACUUGAAAGUUUUUACUUCUGAAUUGUUGUUUUGUUUCCCUUUUCUAUUCUGGAAUUGACUGACUCAGUUUCGGAACAGACGCAUUAUUAUGAUUGAGAAAUAUUGAAGAAUUUCCCUCCGGCCAGAGUGUGAAUUCAUCGCAGCCUACGAUCGAGUUAUUUGUAAAUAGUACUGUUGGCGAUAGGUAAUGACGUAAACAAUUGUAUAAAUCUCCGUAUGAACUCUUGAAAGUUGAAGUAACAUCUUGUGUGUAUGUGUGAGUGAUUUAAUUGUCUAAUUAAUUGAAGGUUCGAAUACGUACGCGGGAAAUUUUAAUGAUGAAGUGGUGGGGUCCUACUAAUUGUGGAAUUAUCUCGAGAACAAGGGGGUUGGGGUGAAAAAUUCAUAAGAUCUUUUUUGUGAGAUAUUUAAUUUUGAGCAAAACAAGUCUAUACACAUUUUCGCGUAAACCCUCUAUUUACUGAGUUAGGCCACAUGAUGUGUUUCACCAGUUUGUUACUGAAUCAAUUCUGGCGAAGAAUAGUUUUGGAAUCCUUUGAUUCUACCCUAUGGAGGAAGAAACAUGGAAAUAGCAAAAUGUCAGCAGCUCUGUGAAUUUAUUUUUGGAUUGAUUUGAUAAAUGAGACAGUGGAAUGUCUCAAUUCGUUCAAUUCAAUUGGAGGAUCAACGAUUUCCGUUCAUUCAAAGACUGCUCAAUAGAUUGUACCCAUACCAAUGAGGAUUGAGAAUGAGAAUCUGCGAGAGUGACUGAAGCUCCAGUGAAGACGAUUUUCGUAAAUAGUGCAGUGCCAACGGUAGACGAUUAUCACGUGAUUUUAAAUCAAUCGAUAUUGAUUUUGUAUUGGAGUGGACCGAUGAAAAAUCACAAUCAAAAUGCGCGAUUAUCUCGAGAACAAGUUAUUACAGGAAAAUUAAUGUAGAGGACUUUUUUGCAGAGAAUGAAAUCUCCGACGAAAAAUAUCUUGGCACUUUUUUGUCUAGGAUGACUCGUUAUCGGGGUAAUUGAAAAUUUGUGAUUGAAUUGUUGCCUCUUCAUUAUUGAAUCAAGUUGAGACUUUAUUUCCUUCAUUUUCUGCAAAUUUUGGUAGACUGUCUUGCAACAAUCCAUUAAAUAUAUCUGGGCCUGGUUUCACGGUAGUAUCUAAGGUUUAUUAGAACUGUAUAUAUGUUUGUACAGAGUAUAUACAAUUAAUAAAAUUAAUUUAUGGUUGAAAA
Messenger RNA from Fopius arisanus, 5340 nucleotides. It is a transcript of the gene Su(dx), whose product is annotated as Suppressor of deltex. Gene Ontology annotation, cellular component: cytoplasm. The record is from RefSeq and is a predicted model, not a curated record. Gene Ontology annotation, biological process: protein polyubiquitination; proteasome-mediated ubiquitin-dependent protein catabolic process. Lineage: Eukaryota; Metazoa; Arthropoda; Insecta; Hymenoptera; Braconidae. The transcript is spliced from 7 exons. Gene Ontology annotation, molecular function: ubiquitin protein ligase activity; protein binding. The coding region runs from base 407 to 3148 and encodes 913 amino acids.